Molecule: messenger RNA, 525 nt
Organism: Symbiodinium necroappetens
Lineage: Eukaryota; Dinophyceae; Suessiales; Symbiodiniaceae
Source: the annotation of a GenBank genome assembly
AUGGUGGUGCUAUCAGCUGCCAUCGUGAAGAAGGAUAAGACGUUGGUAGCACGGCAGUUUGUGGAGAUGACUCGGCUCCGGAUCGAGGGCCUGCUGGGAGCUUUCACAAAGCUGGUCGACAGCGGCAAGGACCACACCUUCGUCCGGGCCCUGGUCGAGACGGAGCGGGCGACUGAGCUUCGGACGAAUCCUGUGGCCAGGUCUGUCCGAUACGUCUACCAACCCAUGGAGGCCUUGAACCUCGUUGUCAUUACAAACAAGGCGAGCAACAUCCUGGAGGACUUGGAAACUUUGCGGCUGCUGGCCAAGGUAGUGCAGGACUGCUGCGAGAUCCAGGUCUCCGAGGAGAACGUGGAACCACUCGGCCGAGCGGAGUGGAUGAGUACCGUUUGGAGUCCAUUGCUUUUGCGGGUGAGAGAUCACAGGCUUUGCGAGUGCCAGCAUUGCACCGUCGGAUGCUGCUUUUUACAGUCUUUGCUGCGAACCUUCUCUUUGCUCAGGUGCUCAAACACGCCUUCGACAUAG